This is a messenger RNA of Trametes versicolor FP-101664 SS1, 597 nucleotides long. RefSeq lists its product as uncharacterized. Gene Ontology annotation, molecular function: exonuclease activity; nucleic acid binding. Gene Ontology annotation, cellular component: nucleus. The transcript has 5 exons. The coding region runs from base 1 to 597 and encodes 198 amino acids. Lineage: Eukaryota; Fungi; Basidiomycota; Agaricomycetes; Polyporales; Polyporaceae. The record is from RefSeq and is a predicted model, not a curated record.
AUGGCUCAGAAAUACCCGAUUCCCCCUCCGGAAAAGUACCUGGCGCUCGCCACCACCAGCGUCGGCUGCGGGCCUGGCGGAGGCACGCCCAUGAUUGCCCGUGUGGCCGUCGUCGAUUACCGAGGGCAGACCGUCUUCUGCUCAUACGUCCUCCCCACCAACCCGGUCACGGACUACCGCACCAACACCACCGGCAUCCAGGCCUCAGAUCUCCAGCCAGGCAACGCCCUGCCUUGGAAGGACGUGCAGCAACGCGUCGCGCAGCUGAUCAGGGACAGGAUUCUAGUGGGCCAUACACUCUGGCAAGACCUGUCCGUUUUGGGGAUCCCCCACCCCGCAGUGGCGACGCGCGAUGUCGCGUUGUAUCAACCGUUCCGCAACGCCCUGCGCUCCCCCAACCAGGCCAUUGGUCUCCAGACGUUGAUGUGGCACCUCAUGCGGCGCAGAGUCCAGGAGACCCACGUCUGUGCGCUGGAGAACGCGCGCGCAGCGCUGGACCUUUACCGCUCCCAUGCCGAGGAGUGGGAAGCCACCGUCGCGAGGGGACAGUGGCCGUCGUUCCUCCCGCCGAGCACGUUCUCGAGGUGCUAUCUGUGA